Pseudopipra pipra is the source of this 4322-nucleotide messenger RNA. RefSeq names its product leucine rich repeat containing 66 (gene LRRC66). The record is from RefSeq and is a predicted model, not a curated record. Lineage: Eukaryota; Metazoa; Chordata; Aves; Passeriformes; Pipridae. The transcript has 4 exons. Gene Ontology annotation, cellular component: extracellular matrix. The coding region runs from base 365 to 4045 and encodes 1226 amino acids. Gene Ontology annotation, molecular function: protein binding.
UUGUAUCCAGUGGACUUUGUUCAAUGGUAAUUGUGUAUGAUACCUGAAGCAGAGUUCAAAAGUCUCCACUCUUGUUAGUUCACAAGCUCCUGAGAAGUUGUGUUUCUUGAACAGAGGGUUGGAAAAGAAAGAAAAGGUUCUAAUUGUUUUUUGGGAGAGGUGGAGGGAGGGGGAAGGUUACCAGUUUAUGAAUGUUCUUUUUGAAAAAUACGUAAGACUCCAAGACUGAAUGUUUAAGGCAGAAUGUUGGUAAUGCUUUGGUCAUUUGCUGUUGAUUUUUUUUAAUGUCAAAGUAUUUCCGCUUUCUAUUGAAUUCUUGUUAUGCUGAAUUUAACUGUAAUUUUACGUUUUACAUAUAGAUACUAUGGAUAACCGUCACUUGAGUGUCAUAGCUGUGGUCCUUUAUUUUAAUCUUCCUGGAUCAGUGGGAACCAAGUCACAGCAGAUUCUUCUUGCUACACAUCACCAUUCAGAAUGCCAGUGGGAUGGGGAGUUCCUACUGAAUUGUUCUUUUACCAGAACAUCUGCUAUUCCAGAAGAUAUAUCACGAACAACAAUAGUGGCUGAUUUUAGUUACAAUAAUAUUAAAACUUUUCUGUGCACUGAUGGAAGAAAUGAAGAAUGGAGGCUGAAACACCUGAACCUCAGUAACAACCUGAUUUCUGAACUCUUCUUAACCACUUGUACAAAUUUACCUGUUUUAGAAACUCUGAACCUCAAUGGUAAUGCCAUCCACACCCUCACACUGGACACACCUGUGCCUGCACCUGGGUCUAAAACGUACAGAACUGUUGAUCGCAUCCUGCCUGCUUUGAAACUAUUGUCAGUUGAAAGAAAUAAUCUUAAUACAGUUCCAAGAGGACUAGGCCUGCUGCAGUCUUUACAAACUGUCCAUAUGUCAUCCAAUAGCAUACAACAGAUUGACCCAAAGGAUUUUCAAAACUGUUCACAGCUGAAGGACAUUGACCUGCAAAACAACAAGAUAACUACAAUUCAUCCAGAUGCCUUCAGGGAUCUCAACAAAUUACAGGUUGUGGAUCUCCGUGAAAAUCCUCUGACAAUCCCUCUGCCACACAUACUGAUCAAUUUGAACUUCUUUCAACUUGAAGUGUAUUUGUCAAAUAAUGCCUGGAUAUUUAACUGCAGGCUAAAUGCUUUUAAACAUUUAAUUCAUUUUCCUUUUGACUCCAUAAGGAAAAAAUGGAGCCUUUCAUACAAUAAGUUUGCCAAGUCACAGAAACCUCUGCUGUAUCUUUCAAGUUUCCAUUUAAACUGCAAGGACAGUGUUUUGCUCAAGAGGGCUACAAUCCCAGCAGGGAACACAGCAGUGCUGAACUGUAACUUGGACAACACAAGGGAUAAUGGAAUCUCUUGGUGGACACCUAAAGGUAGAAUUUCAAAAAAUCACAGUCUUCCUCAUAUGACACUGAAUAAAAGGAAUAAUUUAGUGAUAUACAAUGCUGAGAAAACUGCUGAAGGAUUAUAUUUCUGUAUUUUUAAUACAACAAAGGAGAAAUAUCUCAUUUAUAAUAUAGAGGUGAAAGAAAAGGUUUCAACAUUUUUGGCUAGAAAAGCCCGGGACACUAACACUGUUUUUAGACAAGAAAAAGCAGAGUCAGACCUUGCACUGGCUGUCUCCCUCUCAGUGCUCAUUACGUUUGUUUGUGCUUUUUGUCUGGGUGCUUUUGCCAGACCCUACCUGGUGAGCCUGUGGAGACAUAUGCACAGGAAUAAAAAUUCGAGUUCAGAACAUACAUAUUCUAAUCAAGCUUUUUCAGAUGAAACCUUGAGCAGAGAGUUUUCUGCAAGCAAACCAACAAAUACACAGCGUAAUGUGUUAAUUUGUGAUGAGAAUUCUUCAAGAAACACAUGCAUUUUUCCUAUAGAAACUUCUACUUCAUAUGAAAAUGUCACUGGUAGUGGUGCAGAAUACCAGAAACAAAGCAAUGCUGAGAUCAACAUGAAGAAAAAACCAGUAUUUUCAGAAAUCCAAACCAGUAUUGACAAUUACGAAAAUGUAGAUGUUUAUGAUAAUGGACUAUUUUCUGUAAGGACAGAGUACCAGAACAUCAAUGAAGUAACACCAAGACAAUUAAUGAGUAAUACCAGUGCAUUUUGGAAAGAUUCAACAUAUACAAACAACCAAGACUCAGAGAAGAGCAGGAUCCCUCCCAUACCCAGGAGACUGAAUGCUGACCCUUACUCAAAUCACGACUCUUCAAAUUCAGAGAAGGGAGAAACUGACUUUCCAUUUUCCACAGUACAAACACAUUCAGUUGCACAAGACUCUAGAAACAGCAAAGUAAGCAACAACUCUGGUCUGUUGUAUUCCGAGAUCACAAAGGCUACACCAGAUUCUCCAGAAAGAAAAGGUAUAGUUUCGCAUAAUGAACCCACACACACUACAGAAUUUAUGCAUGGAAGGCAAGGCUGUGAUGAACAACUUGGUCUAAACAGCAACUUAAAUAUACCUAGUGAUGUGGGAGAUUUUACUUUACCCAAUGUCUCCAAAAGUGAUACAGAUAUUGAGAAUUUAAGCAGCUGUGAAACAACAGAAAACUUUCCUGUUACAGAGUAUGACUGUAAAAGGAUAUGUUCAAAUGAAAAAGAUGCUUCAGCAGAUAUAUUUGGUGAUAGUUCUUCAGAUGAAGGGACUCCAUUCUCACUGAGUGACUGUAGUUCUUUAGAAGACUUUGAACUGGAACAACCUGAUGUCAGUGAUGAUGUCAGUGACAACCUGCCAGUUUGUCAGUCGUCACUAGAGGAAGCCAAUACAAAUAGUGGAACAGAGAAGCUCUCAACACUGCCAGAGUCUCCAAACAUUGCUGCUGAAGUUCAGCAUAUUGGAAAAAAUGAAGAUGAGAACACUGCACAUUUUGAAACCACUAUUAAUUAUGGAUCAGAUACCACCAUGUGUGAAACAACAUCCCCUUACACUGAUAAAUGUGGUGGCCAUGUAAGCAUGUCAGACCCGGAUACAAUUAGUUCUUCAAGUCAAGAAGUUCCAGGGGCAUUUGAUUAUUUUACUAACGCAGAGUCAACAGUACAAAACUCUAUUUCUGAUUCUCUCCACAGUCAAAGUAUGGAUUUUGGUAACACGGUACUUUCACUAAAACAUUCUCCCACAUAUGACACAGAGAACACUCCUAAAGAGGCUGAAUUGCAGCUGUAUCCGCUUCCCACCGGACUACAGCAUUCCCUCAGCUUCAGUCCCACUGAACAAAAAGAAAAUGCACCAGAGGGAAGUACAGAUGAGAGCGUAGCCAGGAACUCCCCUGAAAAGAAUCAUGGAGAAGCAGAUAUUACAUUAAGAAGAGACAUGCAUACAUCUGAGGACAAUGACUUUAUUUUUGCCCCCAUUGAUACUGGUUUGAAUGAAAUUGUUAGAAAAACAUCGCUGCUGCAUUCCAGCAAUGAACCAUCUCUUCAGUCGCUGUCUGAAGAUAGAGCUGAAAAACAUUUCAUGGUCAUUACACAGCAAGAAGACUUGCUACCACAGGGGAGGCAGGAAAACACAACUAAGGCUUGGGCAGAUAAAAUGGAAAGAGGUUUUGAUGAAAAAAACUGUGAUGGAUACACAGAACUACAGGACACCAGCAACUGCAGUCUGCCUGAAGAAACACAAUCUUAUAAUCUUAUAGUAGAUCUGCUGCAUCUUCCUCCUUCAGGGAAAACACAGUCAGUGUUCACAACACAUGGUCAUUUCCAGCUGGAUCAGAGUGACAAGGAUGCAUAUUCCUUCUCAGUCCCACAAGGUUUCUUCAAUGAAAGCACACAACACAGUUCACAUUCAUUCCCACAAAAGCCUACAGGAAAUAUAAUGUCUAAAAGUGCUGAUUCCAGCAAGAUGGAGGAUGACACCACUUUGACAGAACUGGGAAAUAAUUCUACAACAGCUGUAGAACACCUCCAAAUUUCCAGUGAAAAUCUCAGUCAAGAAAGUCAGACAAAUAUAGGACAGGAGCAGUUUUUUGUUAAGAAGAAAAGAGCGUUCGAUGGAUUCUCUAAUAUUUUGCAAAGCAGGAAAACAAACUUCAAUAGUUGAGACACAGAAUUGUAAUACUAAGCUCCCACAGUGUUUAUGUCAUUACAGCAAGUACAAAAAUUAUUUUGUUUCAAAGUGAAGUGGCUUUUGUUUAGAAAGGUACUUGCAAAAAAAAAAAAAAAAAAAAAAAAGUGAAGUUUUUGCUGAGUUAUAGUAUAUAUUUACUUUCUCAUUGUUGUUAGUUCUAAUACAUUAUUUUCCAUUGGAAUUUGCUUCAGAUAUGCACUGUUUUGUCUCUCUUUGUCUAAAAUAAAUGUAAACAUUGAAAUUAUCGUGA